AUGGGGAAGAAAUGGUUGCCGCUGGAAAGCAACCCAGAGGUCUUGAAUAAUUACCUCAAGGGUCUUGGAAUAAAAGAACCCAAAGUGGCGUUUUACGACGUUUUCGGUCUUGAUCCUGAUCUUCUUGCUUUCGUGCCACGUCCGGUCUUUGCUAUGAUGCUUUUGUUCCCUGUUACAGAUAAGAUAGAAGAAGCUGAGAAAGAAGCUCUUCUUCGUCAGAAAGAUGAAGUAAAGGAAUUUAUGGAAAAGAACAAGUUUUUUUUUUCCAGACAGACCAUUGCGAAUGCUUGUGGUACAAUGGCUGUUAUUCAUGCUUUAAUGAACAACAUUGAUCGUGUUGGUGAUUUACAAGAGGGUAGUCCACUUUAUGAUUUGCGGAAAGUUGGGAUGGAUAUGCUUCCAGAAGAGCGAGCUAAGUUUAUUGAGAAUUAUCCUACACUAGAUGAAGAACACCGAAAAGCUUGUGAAGAAGGAGUGCCAGAAAAUCAAUCGAUUGAUGCAGAUACUGACCUUCAUUUUACUUGCUUUGUAAAGAUAAAUAAUCGUUGCGUGGAACUCGAUGGACGUAACCCUGUUCCGCUUCUUCACGAUGUCUGUUCAGACGAUGAAUCAUUUUUAAUUGCUGCUGCGCAAGCGAUGAAAGAUAGAAUAAAUCUUGAACCAUCUUCGGUUCGGUACAAUAUUAUUGCUCUUGCAAAUAAGGGAGAUUAA
This is a messenger RNA of Trypanosoma theileri, 711 nucleotides long. Its product is annotated as putative ubiquitin carboxyl-terminal hydrolase. The coding region runs from base 1 to 711 and encodes 236 amino acids. The transcript has a single exon. Gene Ontology annotation, biological process: ubiquitin-dependent protein catabolic process; protein deubiquitination. Lineage: Eukaryota; Euglenozoa; Kinetoplastea; Trypanosomatida; Trypanosomatidae. Gene Ontology annotation, molecular function: cysteine-type deubiquitinase activity. Gene Ontology annotation, cellular component: cytoplasm. The record is from RefSeq and is a predicted model, not a curated record.